AUGGCGGUUCUUUUUGUCUGCUGUCUCACUCUAUUCCAGCCCGGUCCUUUGUCUUCCCGACUAUCGGCUAUGUCAGAGAGUAAGGGUGCCAUCUUGCGGAACAUCCUUAUCCCCAUUGAUGGAAGCGAGCAUUCCGAUCGUGCAUUUGUGUGGUAUAUCGAGAAUCUCAAGAAAGCCGGCGAUUGUGUUCAUCUGAUCCAUGUUAUUGAGCCUGUCUACACGACACCAGCCGUUGGCCUGGCAAUGGAGUCGCCACCUCUACUAGUGGACGACAUGACUCGAGUUAUGGAAGAGAGCAUUGAAAGUGGCAAAAAGCUUGGACAGCAGUUCAUGCGAAAGGCGAAAGAGUUUGGCGUCGACUCUAAAGCCUUUCUACACGUGGAUACUAAACCCGGACAUGCUCUCGUCAAAUCAUCAAUCGACCAUAAAGCUGACAUAAUCGUGAUGGGCAAUCGUGGUCUUGGCACCCUGAGGCGCACAUUUUUGGGCAGCGUCAGCGACCAUGUGCUACACCACUCGCACAUCCCCGUAGUUGUGGUUCCUCCAAACGAGAAGCGCUAA
Protopolystoma xenopodis is the source of this 561-nucleotide messenger RNA. The record is from the annotation of a GenBank genome assembly. Lineage: Eukaryota; Metazoa; Platyhelminthes; Monogenea; Polystomatidea; Polystomatidae.